This is a messenger RNA of Trematomus bernacchii (emerald rockcod), 1504 nucleotides long. Its product is annotated as transcription factor 15-like. The transcript is spliced from 2 exons. Bases 72 to 620 code for a protein of 182 amino acids. NCBI's taxonomy places the organism in Eukaryota, Metazoa, Chordata, Actinopteri, Perciformes, Nototheniidae. The record is from RefSeq and is a predicted model, not a curated record. Gene Ontology annotation, biological process: developmental process; regulation of transcription by RNA polymerase II. Gene Ontology annotation, molecular function: DNA-binding transcription factor activity, RNA polymerase II-specific; RNA polymerase II transcription regulatory region sequence-specific DNA binding; protein dimerization activity.
UAGUCUGCAUGCAGCUGUUUUCUACGUCAAAAUAAGGGAUUGUCUUUCCCCUGGAACACUCUUGGCUACAAAUGAUGGCUUUCACUAUGCUGAGGCCGGUAUCGACCCAUCCCUUCUCUUACCCGGCUGACCUGACCUUGAUUUCGGACGACGAGGAGGAGAACCGCAGCGAGAGCGACGGCAGCACGGACCAGGGCUACGGCUGCUGCGGGAUCCCGGGGCAGAGCUACAGGCUGGAGUCCGGCGUCGUGGUGCCGCAUCGGAACGCCGCUAACGCCAGGGAGAGACACCGGACCCAGAACGUGAACACGGCCUUCACGGCGCUGCGGACGCUCAUCCCCACGGAACCGGUGGACAGAAAACUCUCCAAGAUCGAGACGCUGCGCCUGGCGUCCAGCUACAUCUCACACCUGGCCAACGUGCUGGUGGUGGGGGACGGGAGGGAGGACGGAGAGCCGUGCCUCAGCGCUGUCUACAAGGAGGGGAAGGGAGGAGGAAAAGGCAAAAAGCCCCGGAAUAUCUGCACGUUCUGCCUCAGCAACCAACGGAGAGGGGUGAAAGACAGACGGGACUUUGUGAAAAUGCAUGGAGGCAGUGGGAGACAAAUAAGUCGGCGAUGAGAGGGUCUGAGCAGGACUGGAUCCACUCUUCAGAUCAGACUUCAGGGAACCUCCACAAACUGUUCCACAAGUCUGGAAGCAUCUCAGACUCUGAGGACCACUUUGACUUUUUGCUUUGGCUCAACGGUCACUUUACCCUGUGUGAGAUGAGAGGACUCAGGACUGGCACCAAAACCAUCAGUGUCUCCAGCACAGACUCAAUGCAAACACACCAAUGUCAUUGGGGAAUAAAAGUGAGAGCGUAAAGCUGCUAUAGGGCCAUGGACGUUCUUUUCAUUUUUAAAGACAAACAUGUUCAGGGCAUCGGUAGGAUACUAAACAACGAGGCGGAGUAUCUAUUGGCCUGAGUCUCAAAGCAGAAUGUAUGCAAAGUUUUGGUUUUUGACAGAAGCUUUGCAGCAUGGAUUAUGGGUAAUUAUCCACUAUUACUUAAAGGCACAAUCCAUAAUCUUAAUCUUAAUAAAAGGAAACAUUCCCCGUUCAAAUUCAAAAUACCUGAACCUGGUUUGAACCUGCUAUCACUUUUAAAUAUCCUUGUUUCAUAUAUCCACAUUCAAUAUAUGUCCACACAUUUACUUGUGAAAGUUGCAUAAUGCUUAAGGUUUAUUUACAUAAAUAGUUUUGUCUCUUAUCCAUGGAUCAAAUGUAUUGAGUCAUAUUUGUGAAAUGACCCAAACAUUAGCAUGGCUGCUGAGACACAGAGAUGCUGUUGAUGUUUAUCCCCGAACUGAUAAACUGUACUGGGUAAGGCACUGAGGCAAACGGGCAUACAAGUCUGCAUUAUUCUUUACGAUGAAGAGGAGGGAUACGUCAGGCCGGACCACACACAGCUGUUGGGAAGAUGUGUGCGACAGGACAUUUUUGUGGGACACUACGUUGUUUUA